Molecule: messenger RNA, 1154 nt
Organism: Chionomys nivalis (European snow vole)
Lineage: Eukaryota; Metazoa; Chordata; Mammalia; Rodentia; Cricetidae
Product: BRISC and BRCA1-A complex member 1-like
Exons: 8
Coding region: 43-1047 (334 amino acids)
Biological process (GO): mitotic G2 DNA damage checkpoint signaling; protein K63-linked deubiquitination; positive regulation of DNA repair
Cellular component (GO): nuclear body; BRISC complex; BRCA1-A complex
Source: RefSeq, a predicted model, not a curated record
CUGGCUUCCGCUAUCCCCUCUCCAUCCAAGCACCCGGGAGCCAUGGAGGUGGCUGAGGCCAACAGCCCCACUGAGGAGGAGGAAGAAGAGGAGGAGGAGGAAGGGGAGGAGCCGACACCCGAGCCCAGGCCUCAUACUCGCUCCAACCCUGAGGGGGCCGAGGACCGGGCUCUGGGAGCCCAGACCAACGUGGGCAGCCGCAGUGAGGGCGAGGGUGAGGCGGCCAGUGCAGAUGAUGGAGCAGCCAGUGUCCCAGGAGCCGGGCCCAAGCCCUGGCAGGUACCAGCACCAGCACCUGAGGUCCAGAUUCGAACACCACGGGUCAACUGUCCAGAGAAGGUGAUCAUCUGUUUGGAUCUUUCAGAGGAGAUGUCUGUGCCAAAGCUGGAGUCCUUUCAUGGCUCCCGGACAAACGCCCUGAACGUGUCUCAGAAGAUGGUGGAGAUGUUCGUGCGCACGAAGCACAAGAUUGACAAGAGCCACGAGUUUGCACUGGUCGUGGUGAAUGACGACCCUACUUGGCUGUCUGGACUGACCUCUGACCCCCGCGAGCUCUGCAGCUGCCUGUACGACCUGGAGACGGCAUCCUGCUCCACGUUCAAUCUAGACGGUCUCUUCAGUCUCAUCCAGCAGAAGACUGAGCUGCCAGUCACAGAGAAUGUGCAAACCACCCCCCCCUCCCCCUACGUCGUGCGCACCAUCCUGGUCUACAGCCGCCCUCCCUGCCAGCCCCAGUUCUCCCUGACUGAGCCCAUGAAGAAGAUGCUCCAGUGUCCCUACUUCUUCUUCGACAUCGUCUGCAUCCACAAUGGCACCGAGGAGAAGGAAGACAAGAGGAGGUGGAAGGAUGUAUUCUCCUUCAUGGGCAGCCUGGACACCAAGGGCACCAGCUACAAGUAUGAGGUGGCACUGGCUGGGCCGGCCCUCGAGCUACACAAUUGCAUGGCCAAGCUGCUGGCCCAUCCACUUCAGAGGCCUUGCCAGACCCAUGCGAGCUAUAGCCUGCUGGAGGAUGAGGAGGCUGGUGAGGGCGAAGCCACCGUGUGACCCGUGGCAUUUCUGCACCGUUCAGGAGCCCGGUGCACCCACACCCACUCCUACUGUGUCUGCUGUAAAUUCUUCCUGGGACCAGUUUGUCACCAGAAUAAAAAUCU